AUGUCUUCGCACAAAGCAAAAUCAAAAGUCUUAGAUGACAGUGAGGAUGACGAUCUUUCUAAUGAGUCUUUCGUUGUUUAUGGAACUGAACUUCCCGAUGUGACCGCUUUGGGUGAAAAAGAUAAAGGAAAAUUUCAACCUGUUUGGAAACAAGAAGUUCGCGAUGAACAAGGAUUGCGACGUUUUCAUGGCGCUUUUAAAGGAGGUUGGUCUGCUGGAUAUUUCAAUACAGUUGGAUCUAAAGAAGGUUGGGCUCCUUCUUCUUUUGUGUCUUCUCGAAAAAACAGAACAGAAAGGCAGGUUUUCAAGCCCGAAGAUUUUAUGGAUGAAGAAGACCUAGAGGAAUUUGGACAAAAGCAACUUGUCGCUACCAAAGAAUUUGAUUCCAUAGUGGAAGGCAAUGUUCUCGGUGCACUUCCUGAUAAAUUCAUUGAUGAUCUUGUCUUACCGAGUAAAGAACCUGUAGGAAUACGCCUAUUAAAGGCAAUGGGGUGGAGAGAGGGUCAAGGCAUAGGUCCUCGUGUUAAAAGAAAAAAAAAAGACAAUGAUGUAUUUGAAGACAUUGACAAUGAAGAUAAUGAUGAUCAAAUGCCUAAUGCUUUGUUUGCUCCUAAGAAUACUUCUAUUGUAAGUUUUGAACAAAAAAGCAACAAUUAUGGUCUUGGAUUUAAUCCGUUCGAGAAUGCUCCAGAAUUUGUUGUACAAUCAAGUAUUAGUAAAGGAACAUCAAUGUCCGAUUUUCAUACUUCACUAAUGGAUGAGGAUGACGAAGAUACCAUAAUGAUGGGAAACAGGAAAUACACAAAAGUGUCAAACCUAUCUACAGAAUCCUCAAUGAAAAAAUCAUUAUUUUCGGAUAAUAAGUUAUGCCAUGAUGGGACUCAACCAUUACGAGGGUUUAUGCUAGCCAGGAAACCUCUCCCGAUUGACAAAUGGUUCAGUCCACCAGAUCUUCCUCCAGGAUACGUUCCAGUUCAUGAGUUUGAAACUGAUAACCAAUAUAUCCAAGAUGCAAAUAAAAAAAAUAUAAAACAAAAGCAGACUACAUUAGCGAUUGUUGCAGAACAGCGUGGCGCAUUACUAGGUGAAUCACCAUUAAAUGCACCGGCACGUUCUGUAUUUGACUAUGUGUCUCGAAAAGAUAAAGAAAGACUAGAUAGUAUAAUUAGACCAGUAAUUGAUACAUUAGGCGAUAAAAACAUUAAUAAACCUCCUGAAGUUAAAAUUCCAAAGAUAGAAAAAGAUGUUGCUUUGGCCGCUUUGAAAGGGUUUAUUCCUUUCGAGGAUAAUAAGAAAAAGCAAGCGAGAUAUAAAAAAUAUCUAGAAAUACAUGCAGAGUUGAUAGCCCCUGAAUUAUUAAAACAACCAGAGGAUUUAACUGUAGAUGAAUUCUCAAAAGAGCUAGAUGAAUUUUCUCAAGCGGCAAGGAUAUUUCGUCCAAUGUCAAAAAUGAUUGCAUCACGGUUCGUCACUAGCACAAAACCUGCUGAUGAAUUCAAACAGCCUACUCCCGGUCUAAGAGCAGGUGCCGGAGAUAAUUCAAAUAUUACUCCAAUUAAGCAGAAAGAUACAAAUCAAGUUAGCGAUGAAUCAACAGCAGAGGCAGCGGCAAGAAUGAAUAUGUUUGGUCCACUUACGAGAACAAAAUCAAUGUUUUAUCCAAACAGACUUCUGUGUAAACGAUUUAAUGUAGCAAAUCCGCAUCCAGAUCAUGUACAAAAUUCAACCUCUGGUAAGACCCAAAAGGGUCAAAAAGCAGCACUCAGCAAAGAGACGAUGGAUGAAAUUCUCAAUAAGAAAGACGCACAAAAUUUCCCAGGAACUAGCACAACUGUGUCCAGUAGCAUUAAUAGUCAAUCUUCUGUAUCUGGUACAAGUCGGGAAGAACCUGAACCUGCACUUGCUGAACCUAGCCAACCAGAUGAUACAAAAGAAGCUGAUAAAAAACCGUAUACACGCCCUGCGAUGGAACUGUUUAAAUCCAUUUUUGGUGAUUCAAGUUCAGAAGACGAUGAUGACGCCCCAAAACAUAAAAAACCCCCAAAUCUAGUAAUUGGCGAUUCGGAGCCUCAAGAUACGAUCAAAGACAAAUCACCAAUACCUAUUUCACAUAAUGUAGAUGAAGAAGUUAGUGCUACACCAUUUAGACCAAUGUUUAAAAAGAAAUCAGAUCGUGGAGGUGAUGUAUCUUCUGCCGAAAUAGUAAAAACAAAAUCAGAAUCGAGUUCAUCAAAGAGCAAGAACCAAAUGAUGAAGGGAUCGCUAUCAUUCGACGAUGAAUCAUUUAUUGGACCAUCUAUGAAGGAAUAUACGGACUAUAUGAAGGAUAUGCAAUAUGACACGAAAUCGAAACAUGAUGAUGAUAAAUCAUCAGUAUCAAGUGAAGAAAGUGAUUCAUAUAAAAAUUCGUCACGUAGUAGUCAUAAACAUUCUCGGAAAAAACAUAAAACAGAGAAAAAGAAAAAGAAACAUCAAGAAACUAGUAGUUCCCGAAAAAAGAAGAAACGAUCAUAUAAACGCGAUUUGAUCAAUCGUCCAACUAUUCAAAGUAUAGCUGCGCAAGCUGGUUCACAAUCUAUAAAUCGAACUAAAAAUCGACCAAGGGCAUCAGAUUUGUGGUAA
Molecule: messenger RNA, 2622 nt
Organism: Cetraspora pellucida
Lineage: Eukaryota; Fungi; Glomeromycota; Glomeromycetes; Diversisporales; Gigasporaceae
Source: the annotation of a GenBank genome assembly